This is a messenger RNA of Angiostrongylus costaricensis, 483 nucleotides long. NCBI's taxonomy places the organism in Eukaryota, Metazoa, Nematoda, Chromadorea, Rhabditida, Metastrongylidae. The record is from the annotation of a GenBank genome assembly.
AUGGAAAUAACGCCCGAGCACCCUCAUUCAUUGCAACUUGGCGUGUCUUCACAAGACGACAUGAAACCAUCAUUUUUAAAGUUGCCGCAUGCGAACAAAAAGCGGACCGUGACAAGAGCGCCACCUUUUUCUAGAAAUCAUCUUAGUCCAAUAAGCGAAAAAAGUCCGCACAUGAUGUUUUAUGAGGAAUGCUGUGAUAUUGUGGUUACAAAGACUGACAAUGAGACGUUUCGACCUCGAGCCAACGCCGAAGACCAUAUCAAACGCAAGCGAUGGGACGAAAUAUUAGGCGAAAUCGAUAGAGAAAUAGCCCAGCUGAGACCGCCACGUUCGACAUCGAAAAAUGGAAACAGAACUGCUGAUUCAUCAGAAUCUCAAGCAGUGCUCGAUGACUCCUACGAGGACUUGCUUUCCAUUGAAAAGCUGGCGACGAAUCAGUUGAAGAAGAAACUUCUGAGAUAUCAGCAUUAUCUGAAGAAGUGA